AAAUACGCAGAAGUAGGAGAGCAGCUGUCAUGGCGGCACUGGUCCGAGCUUUGAGAGCAGGACACGGAGCCGGAAGGGCACUCCGGGAACGGCCUAGAGUUUUGGCUCCACAGUGUGUCCAGAAGCGCACGUUCCAUGGUGCAGCUCUGAGAAUGCAAGAUGAAUCCAAAUGUGACAAAGCCGCAUCUGCUGCAGCCAGUGCCAACCAUCAUGUGCACCAUAACUUCCAGCAGGUUCCAACGGAGGAUGCUGUCUCAGAGCAAACCUCAGACGAGGGCCACAGGCCCAGCAGCAGUUUCCAGGAGCAGAAUGGAGAGCAGGAUGAGGAGUACGAGACUGAGGAACAGCUGCAGGCCAGAAUCCUGAGUGCAGCGCUCCAGUUUGUACCUGUGCAUGGCUGGUCUAUGGAGGCCAUUGCAGCAGGGGCAGAGGUGGAUGACAUGCCAAAAAGGAUCUUUAGAGCCUAG
Molecule: messenger RNA, 467 nt
Organism: Periophthalmus magnuspinnatus
Lineage: Eukaryota; Metazoa; Chordata; Actinopteri; Gobiiformes; Gobiidae
Product: ubiquinone biosynthesis protein COQ9, mitochondrial-like
Exons: 4
Coding region: 30-467 (145 amino acids)
Source: RefSeq, a predicted model, not a curated record